GACGACGAAUAAGUCAGAAUGACCAAUCCCGGCAGUGGCAAUAUAUUCCAAGGCGCAAACAAUCAUGAAAGUCCAAGAGGCAAUAAGGUAGUUUCGGCCAACGGUUGCGGGCAGGGCAGAGGCAGGAAGGACCCUUCUUUUGAAAAGGCAAUGGGCAAGCGAUGGCGAUGGCGAUGGCAAUGGCGAGACAGGGCAAGGCAGGUUAGGUCGGGUUCGGAAUGGAAGUGGCAGGUGGCAGGUGGCAGGUGCUAGGUGCUAGAUAGGUGGCAGGAAGAAAGAACCCGGCCAGCAGAAAAAGAAGGAGCGAACCCAGAACAGAAAAGGAAGAGACAAAAGAGGGGAAGGGGAUGGACGAAAUGGGGAUGGGAAUGUUAAAGUGGAUUUCUCGUCAAUUUGAUAAUUUCGCUGGACCUCAAGCUGAGGGUCAUCACUACUUCACUAAAGGGAAAGGUAGGCGUCGGCAUAUUUUUCUAGUUCUCUCUUUCAGACUCUCUCUACUGUAUGUACGGCGACAGUACCUACAGUGUGCCGCUGGGGGGUUCGCAGACACGAGGAGCAGGUACCACUUAAUGCUCCGUAGGGCCAGGAAAACCGGCAGUCGAAUAAUAAUGGGCUCUAGAAGAAUGAAAAAGAAAAAGACAAGAAGACACAGCAGGCGGGCAGCUACAGUAUCAUCGUGCCUCCCAAGGAUGAGGAUGGGAGGAGACCCUUGGAAAGAUACAAUGGACUUUGGGGGGGCCAAAUGAGGAAAGUGACGACAGAACAGGGAGUCAUGGGACUUGAGAUCGGCGCCCCUCGGUACGGCAAAAACUAUCCUGGGCCAAGUGCUUUAUCGCAUUAAAUUAUAUGGGAUUGUACUUAUGCAG
Molecule: messenger RNA, 866 nt
Organism: Fusarium verticillioides 7600
Lineage: Eukaryota; Fungi; Ascomycota; Sordariomycetes; Hypocreales; Nectriaceae
Exons: 1
Coding region: 348-746 (132 amino acids)
Source: RefSeq, a predicted model, not a curated record